CGCGGACCGACGAUGUUAUGAUAUGCGCGGGAGUUUGUGUUGAACGUUAUGCCUUCUCAGAAAACUUCGAAAAGUGACAGGAGCAAAAAGGGUUUUCGCGAAGGCAGCGCGCGAUGGCGGGACGAGAUCAGCGAGGUGACGGAAGAUGACUCUGACGAGGUGGAGGCUGGGUACAUAUCCAGCGACGAGUCGGCGCACGCAGCCGACCUCGGGGACCGACUGAGGGUCAAAUCCAGGGAUAUUUGGGAGCUAGAAGAAAUACAACAUUUCUUACACCAGCUACCUUACGCGGAUGAGAUAUCUGCGCUGGUAGAAACAGGCCACUAUGAAGACGCUAUCAGCUUCGUCUCUCAAGAAGAUGAAGUGGCUAUGCGGACAGCCGUGCUAUGGGCUUGCUGGAUGGGGAAGUGCUCUUUCUUGUCCAAGUUACUGAAGAUUGGAGCGGAUCCUAACAGUGCUGAUGACGCUGGGAGGUCAUGUUUACACUUGAGCUGUCUAGUGGCGAAGGAAGAAUGCGUGAAGUUGUUAUUGGAACAUGGGGCCGACCCGAAUAUGUGGGAUGCGAAGACUGAAAGAAAAGCCACACCUUUGCAUUGCGCUGCGAGCGCAAAGUCUUUGUCUUGCGUGAAGGCUCUUCUAAGCCACGGGGCUGAUGUGAAUGCAGGUCUGAGUGAACAUUCCCCGCUGCAUUACGCAGUGCUUAGCGACGCGCCGGAAGUGGUUGGCGCGCUGCUGGAGGCCGGGGCGUGUCCUGACACUCCGCAGGUGUUCACAGAAACACCUCUACACGUGGCAGCGUCACUAGGUUCCGCAGUAUGUAUGAAGUUGCUGCUCGACGCAGGCGCAGAUGUCCGCGCCGCUUUGGGGCCGGGCAGGGCAACCGCGCUACAUUUAGCAGCUGUAGACGGCCAUGCUGAGUGCGCUGGUCUCUUACUAGAGCAUGGAGCGCAUAUCGACUGGCCCAAUUCAAGAGGUCAAACUAGUCUUCAUCUAGCUGCAUUAGCACAGUCAGUGGAAGUGGUGGAACUGUUGGUGGCCAAGAGAGCUGAUGUUCGCGCAAGAGAUGUUGACGGAAGGACUCCACUGCACGGGGCAAUAGUGCGGGGCGCUCGAGCGUGUGAUGUCGCGAGGUUACUGCUCUCAGUCGGUGCGGAUCCUAACGCCCCGGAUAAUUUCGGCUAUACCCCGCUGCAUAUCGCCGCAUUGAAUGAGUUCUCUGCGUGUGUUUUACUGCUAUUAGAUUACGGCGGCGACGUGACACUGCGGACCAAUGGCGGAGUAUCGGCUCUAUCGUUCAUAGUGCGACGAGUACCCGAUGUGAUUCCGCGGUACAUUAGCAAGUUUGACGACGCGGUGCAUGUCAGCGAGCACGAAAUCGGCGAUGUCGAUUGCGAACUCACAAUCGACUUCCGACCUCUGGUUCCGUGUCUGUCCAGAGGGGAGUCUGAGUUACUACUGGCUUUUGUGGAGGUUGGUCGAAAAGACCUACUGAAGCAUCCGGUAGCGGAGACAUUCCUGUUCUUAAAAUGGCGGAGAAUCAGAAAGUUCUUCGUAUUAAGCUUCGUGUACCACGCAAUAUUCAUCACGCUAUACAGCCUGUACAUAUUGCAAAUAUUCCUAUGCGAAGACAGAACUUGUGACGUGCCGAGUUAUCUACGCCCAGUGCAAUACGUCAUAGUACUCUUGAAUAUAUGCUUCAUGACGAAGGAGAUUUUUCAAGCCUGCCUCGACUUCUCCGCUUACAUCCGACAGUGGGAGAACUGGUUGCAGUUGCUCAUAGUUACCGGAGUCUUCUUAUGCACGAUACCGACAUGGUAUCGCGACAACGGCGUCACGAAUUCCAACACGUCAAACUGGCAGCACGACGUGGCGGCCGUGACCAUUUUCUUUUGCUGGUUCGAGUUAAUGAUGAUAAUAGGACGGUUCCCCACCUUCGGUUUGUACGUGCAAAUGUUCACGACAGUGACAGUAAACUUCGCGACAUUUCUCCUAGCCUACAGUUGUCUACUCAUUGCCUUUGGAUUAGCAUUCAGCGUCCUAUUUAGCAACUACCCUGCAUUUCAUCUGCCAGCCGGCUUAGUUAAAACAGUUAUGAUGAUGUCAGGGGAGUUGGAAUACGAGGACAUAUUCUACAAUAACUGCACAAACUCCCAGAUAUACUAUCCACUGACAGCUCACGCUAUGUUCCUGAUGUUUGUGCUGCUCGUGACCGUUAUACUGACGAAUUUGUUGGUCGGUUUGGCUGUGAGCGAUAUACAGGCAUUACAAGAGAGCGCCGGCCUCGACCGUCUAGUCCGCCAGACGCAACUGGUGGCCCACCUCGAGAGCAUGCUUUUCAGCUCCUUGCUGUCAUGCGCUCCGCAGCAACUAAUGGCGGUGCUACGCUGGGGGGCGUUGUUGACAGCAUCGCACAUGCGCACCCUGAACAUCAGACCCAACGACCCCAGGGAGAACAGGAUACCAAGAGAGCUGAUAGCGUCCAUCUACAAAAUGGUAGUCAGCCGCAAAGCAACAAAGAAAAGCAUACGCAAAAACAACAACUACGAAUGCCGUAUAAAGAAGUGCCAGGACGAGGUAGACGUUGAGAGGCAACUCGUCAAGAGAAAGAGUUAUCUGUACGAUAGAUUCUCGAAUGAGAACAUCGAGAGAAGGAAAAGAACCACUUCGGCGACCGUCGACACAAAGACCAGGCCAAUGUCUUUCAACAUCAACGCAAUACAAGAGAUAUGCAUGGUCGAUAUAAAGACUCAACUCGCGGAUUUGAUGAAGAAAAUGAACAAGUUGAUCGAAACCACAGAUGCAAAAUUAGCUUCCAUCGAAAAGAAAUUGGAUGACAGGCGACCGCCUUGA
Messenger RNA from Pararge aegeria (speckled wood butterfly), 2850 nucleotides. RefSeq names its product transient receptor potential channel pyrexia (gene pyx). Lineage: Eukaryota; Metazoa; Arthropoda; Insecta; Lepidoptera; Nymphalidae. Bases 49 to 2850 code for a protein of 933 amino acids. Gene Ontology annotation, molecular function: protein binding; monoatomic ion channel activity. The record is from RefSeq and is a predicted model, not a curated record. The transcript is spliced from 14 exons. Gene Ontology annotation, biological process: monoatomic ion transport; transmembrane transport. Gene Ontology annotation, cellular component: membrane.